AUGAGACUCGAUUCUCUUAAUUCAUCUGCUCCCGACGGCCACUUGCCAAGCAAUUCGUUUUCUUACGCUUCUCCAUCAACAGGCCAGAUUGGACCUUUAACGAAAGAAGUAUCACGGUACUCUCGAGACCUGCCCUGCAGUAUUGGUAUGUCUGGCGUUACUUCACAAUUGGCAAGGCCACCUGCUGGAGCACAAGCCUCACACACUUGUUGCGAAGUCUUAAAACAGUUUGCUCCCUCAUUCACUAACGUAUCUGCCAUCACCAUGGCUAAAAAGUUAAGUACUCCACGACAUACUCGCCUAUUUUCGGCGACACAAUGUCCGGAGAGGUUACCGCCUCACACACCUACUCAUUUGUCGGAAUCGCCCACUGGCUGGCCUCAAAAUCGAAUUCCUCUGCAUGCUGAUACUUCCAUCAGCCAUUUGACAAGCUCUGCUACACCUAUGAGUGCCAGCUGUGGUGGUUGCUGGUGGGCACCGCAGAGGGCUAAUAGUGCUGGCGAAAUGGUUCCGCUCACUGGGCUGCAGGGUUCAUCUUUGGCUGGCAUUCCGACCAAUGGUGCCUCAGGCGUUAAAGGGAGUGCUAUCUUAGCAGUCGGUCUGGCUAGUUUGCCCCAGUCUUCCACUUUCCAGACGCCCUCGCGCUUCGCUAAUACCUCGGCAAACAACAGUCUUUCUCAAUCUCCAGGUGUGUCUAUUACAUCAUCCUCAGAGGAAGUGAUUUUAAUUGCUACCUACUUGCCUUGGUCAGCGCUUUGGAGUUCGACUUCUGUUUGCACGACUCUAUUCGCUGCGCUUAUAGUAAAUUCUGUCAUUCAAUUGUUGUUUAUGUUUACUAUAACUCUGCGUCUAAUCUGUCAUGCUUGA
This is a messenger RNA of Protopolystoma xenopodis, 867 nucleotides long. Lineage: Eukaryota; Metazoa; Platyhelminthes; Monogenea; Polystomatidea; Polystomatidae. The record is from the annotation of a GenBank genome assembly.